This is a messenger RNA of Amoebophrya sp. A120, 7085 nucleotides long. The record is from the annotation of a GenBank genome assembly. NCBI's taxonomy places the organism in Eukaryota, Dinophyceae, Syndiniales, Amoebophryaceae.
CUUGAAACUGCGCAACAUCCUUAGUUUUCUUUUUUUCUGCCGCGAGAGGCGGUCCGGGUAUUGUUUUGACUUCAUUAUGGAAGUUACAGUUCAUCUUGUUGUGCUAGAAGUUGAAGUUGUACGAGUCUGACUCUGACGAGUGGUUAGCUUCUUACUUUCCUUUCUUUGAGCGAAUCUUUUUUUGUCAGCUGUUUCUUUGACUCUGAGAAGAACCUGAGGCUGAUUCAAUUUUCAAAUAUUCUUGACUUUCUUGUGUAAAGCGCCUCAAGGAUAAUUUCCGAGGCUAUAAGUCAAGCCAGCGUUGUUUUGCACCAACGUAGUACAUGUACAGUAGAACAACUUCAGUACGCUGAAGUCACAUAACAAUUUCCCUCAUUGUACUAAUCCUAAUGAGAGCCUCUGAUAAUUUCCGCCUUUUUUUGUUCCACUUCCAAUUUUCCCAAUUUUCCAUCCACUUUUAGGAGGUCUUCGAUUUUCUCAAAACUACAAAGAAAAAACCUCGUGGACGAGGUGCACUACUUGAUGCAAAGAAGUGGCGCAUCCCCCACCCACCCAGACAGCAAGAUGAGGUUGCUGUGAAAGGUAGUCACGUUGCGCUCGCAAAAUUUUUGCGGUUUUGCGAGGGCAACAUAAAACACUAAACCCCAAUUUUGUAAAGCAUAAACUUUUCACCCCCCACUUACUUUACACUUGUUCCUCGUGGUGCCACUUUUGGAUUCUGCACGACAGCCCGCCACGCAAUCAAGAUGUCGGCGGCUGCGCAGGCUUUGACGUCGAAGCUGAAAAACAAGUACAACUUGUCGGACGUGCAGAACUUGUGUCCCUUCAUGCGCCAGCUGCUGAAAUCGUCCGGAGACAACAUUGGGAAGAUGUAUGACAAUCAUUUUGAUCUGCUUCAAAGAUGCCUUUUGUCUCAUCCAACACAAACAUGACUUCGCAUUUUUGCAUUUGCAAUACACAAUUUUAUUAAACACAAACGCAUCAUCAAGACAAACCCCUCUUCUACAACAGCACCGCUCAGUUGGAAGCCAAAGCGUCGAUGUGUCCGGUGGUCUCGAAAUUUCAGGACAAGGUCGUGAUCAAGAAUGACCUGGACUACACGACCAACUGCGCCACCCCCGCCUCGACGGUGACCUCUACUCCGACAACUGCCCGUAGCCGUGCCGGAUCGGAUACUGCCGGAGGUGCUUCUGGAGUAGGACUACACCAACAGUUGCAUCUUCAAACCGAUGCCGUUACAAACACGAACGGGAUUACAGGUGCUGGAACUAUCAAAACCACGGCAAAAACGCAACAAGGAAAUAAUACCAAACCGAAAUUCGUCCAAGAUCUUCCCCCCGGCCACCCACCAAUCCCCGCGAGCAGCGCCGGAGGACACAGCGCGAGCGGCGGUUGCCCGUUCCUCAUGUUGGGGUCCAACAUGUUCAUGACGCCGCUGGAACAGCAGCAAUUUAACGCCAAAAACAACGCUGCUGGAGCUGCGGGGCCGCAUAACAAAUCGAGAGGAGGACAUCUUCAAGGGGCUGGCUCUUUUCAACAUCUUCAAGCGACAAAUGCUGCAUCUACCGCAACUUCCACUCCGUUCAACACCAGCAACAACAUCAACAAUAAAACCCUUAUCGAGCGGAUCAUGGAGACGGGAAAGAUUCCGGAAGACACGAAACAAAUGAUGCUGAACGCUUUUCCCGCCGCGGCGAAGUGCUGUCCGUUGUUGAAAAGUGAGGAGGAGGAACAAGAAACUAAUCUGUUGCAGACCCCGACGAAACAAGUGAAGAGCCAAACUGCAACAAUUUCGGAUUUCAAAUCCCAAAAUUCAACGAAUUACCACAACAUCAGCUGGGAGCAGCACAAGAUGAAGGAGCAACUGUAUUCGAAAACGUUCCAAUCGGCGAUUUCCAAACUCCACGCGGAGGGUCGGUACCGCCACUUCGCAAAUCUCCAGCGGCAAUGCGGGCAGUUUCCGAACGCGGUGUUUCGGCAGGACAAUGUCGGACCAGGAGAUCCGGGCUCUUGUACCGCCGGCGGGAGCACUUCGUCAUCGAGCUCGACUACUUGCAGUUCGGCGAAUUGCCGUGACAUCCCAGGACUUGUUUCUUCAUCUUCAUCUCCAACCCCCCCAGCUUCCACGACCAAACUGGGCAAGAAGAAGUCAGUCAAGGAAAACAACAACGCCACUAACCAGGGCUUUCCCUCCGUGGUGAAAAUUUUCUGCAGCAACGAUUACCUCGGCAUGGGGCAGCACCCGAAAGUGUUGAAAGCCGCCCACGACGCGCUCGAUUCCACCGGCAUGGGCGCGGGGGGUACGCGCAACAUUUCCGGCACGACAAGCUUUCACGUUGAGUUGGAAACAGAGUUAGCCGAUCUGCACCACAUGGAGAAAGCGCUGGUCUGCUCCUCCGGCUUCGUCGCGAACGAAGCGUCGCUACAGGUGUUUGCGAAGCUGAUUCCGGAUUUGGUGCUGUUCUCCGACGCGGACAACCACGCAAGUAUGAUCGACGGGAUGCGGCAGUCGAAUAUCAAAUGUAAAAAUGUCUGGGUCUGGAAGAUUGCGAGAUUUGUCAUGCUUGUCUGGCAUGGCCAAAAAGUUUGUGAUGCGUGUCAAAGAAGAGACCCUUUCGCCUGUCAUGCAAAAACGCAGUUUGUCAUGCGAAACACGCAACACAAAGAAGCGCAGAUAUUUCUCAUGCUUGGCUGUGCAUUACAGAGCAUUCACUAUUCCCACUGCAGCAUUACAAGUUUCCAGACCCAGACACUUCUGCACUUGAUAUCGAAGUGUAAGAAGCACAUUUUCAAACACAACGACAUGGAGGAUUUGGAAAAGUUGUUGAAGCAAUACCCGCUCGAGCACCCGAUAUGGCGUUCUCAACUGUUACAUUCUCAGCUGUUACAUGGAUUUGUCAUGCAAAAUUGCCUUCAGAAUCGACACCAUCAAGCUGCUUCGCAUGACAAAUUCGCAGAGGGCCAAGCAGGCUGAUAAUCGGGGCCAAGUCUGUCAUGCAAGACGCGCAGGACCCCCCUUUCACUUUUGCCAUUCUUGCAUCACAAAUUCAUGUAACAAUUGAGAAUGUAACAGUUGAGAACGUUAUACCCGAAAAUGAUCGUGUUUGAGUCCGUGUACUCCAUGUCGGGGUCGAUCGCGAAAAUGGCGGAGAUUGUCGCGUUGGUAUGCAUUGCAAAAGUAUCGCACUCGUACUAAUUGCAGUUUAUGCAUUACAAAUCUAGGUGUUAAGGGAAAUCCGCACUACAGAUUUGAUUUCUAAUGCUGAGCCAAUUUGUAUUGCAAUUUCUACCAGUACAACGAUAGUACUUUUGCAAUGCAUAGCUGGCCAACAAGUACAACUGCUUGACUUUCUGCGAUGAGGUGCACGCCGUCGGGAUGUACGGAGAGCGGGGAGCCGGGAUUGCGGAGAGGGAGGGCUUGGAGCUCGAUAUCAUCACCGGGACGCUUGGCAAGGCGUUUGGCGCGUUCGGCGGAUACAUCGCUGGGUAUAUUACAUAGGCUUGAGGUUCUUGUAAAUCCUUUAUGAUACUAUGAUCUAUGAAUGUAUGCUAUGUGUUGAUGCAUGAGCAAGCAUGACCAAAUGAAAUGACACGACUAAACCCGUACCCGGACUCUUUGUUUUACACACAGUUCCUCCGCCUACAUCGACUGCGUCCGUUCCUACGCGUCGUCUUUCAUCUUCACCACCGCGGUUCCCCCGGUGGUCGCUAUCCUCAGGAAAAACAUCCCCACCCUAUAGUUGUCAUGCAAAUGCGCAAUGACAGGAGCAUUUGUAAUGCGCAGCUCCAUGAAAGGCUUUUCCAUUCGUGUUUUGGAAUUUGUAAUGCUGCAAACAGGUUGAGAGAAUGGCGCUCUCAUGCGGCUUCCCUUGCCAACCAGCACUACACUGCAGAGGAAAACUUGUCAUGCGCAGCUCCCAAAACUUGGCGAUUUGUGUUGCUAUUUUCCCAACUUGACUAUGGGGCGGGGACGUUUUUGCUUCGGAUAGUCGCGGCCGGCGCCCUAGCGUCCGUCCAGCACUUGAAAAAGUCCAACAAGGAGCGAAAAGGUAUCCUGUGCAAAAGUAUCGUACUCGUAUUGCAAUCAUGCAUUACAAAUCUUCUUUUUAAGGUAAACUUGCAUUACAAAUUUUAUUUCUCAUGCUGAGAAAAUUUGUGAUGCAUUUAUACGAGUGCGAUACUUUUGCAGUUCAUAAAAGGGCAACAGAAGCAGGUGAAAUAUCUGACGAAACUGCUGCAGAAGAACCACUUGCCCUACAUGGAAAACAGCUCCCACAUCGUGCCGGUGUUCAUCGGGGACCCGGUUAAGUGCAAACAGUUGACGGAUUUACUCUUGAAACAGCACCAGAUUUACAUCCAGCCCAUCAACUACCCGACGGUGCCGCGGGGCACGGAGCGGAUCCGGGUGACGCCGGGGCCGCUGCAUUCGGAUGAAGAUUUGGAGUACUUCGUGAAGGUGCUGAAGGAAGUGUGGGUGGAGCUGGAUCUGCCGUUUGUGGUGAAUAAAAAGCAGAUGAAAAAAGGUAGUGCGAAGGCGGAAUCGGCGGUCGUUUCGCCUGGUGUAAACAACGGCCUCCCUAUCGACGUCCCUCCUGUCGCCGGUAGCUACAACCCGUCGCCCAAUUCCCAGCUCCGCGACGCGACGGUGCUGCUAGCGCAGGAGUCGUCCUCGGGUGGUGCAGGAAGCCCUGUCCGCCAGAUGGCUAUGGCGCGGAGUCCGGUCCCGAGUGCGUCGCCGAAAGCUGCAGGAGGGACAAUUUGAGGGGGCACGAACUGGAAUCAUUUUUCUAGAUUUUAGCUCUGGUAUGCAGCAGGGAAGAUAAAUGAAACUGGAUUCAGAAACGCGCUGUGGCACUGCUACAUAGUCCUCCAGUGAGGGCAAGUAAUAGAGAAGAGCAGGCUACUACAUAUUUCCUCGCAAGAAUUUCAAUUUCAUCUUCAAUAAAGUGCACUACAGCUUAUUCUUCUUCCAGUUCAAAAAGCACUACAUCGUUCUAUGAUUAUGGAACUACGAAGCGCGUCUUUUAAUACUUUGGCAAACAGCAUGACUGAUCAACAUUUCCCACUUUACACUUAGGGCUAGAAGAAUUUGAAUUGCUACAUACACAGUGCUCAGCAGCAACGUCGCUAGUAGUGCUAGAGACGAACAUUGGUGUUUGGGUUUCUGAAAGCUCAGGCUGAUGCCUCGCCGUGAAACUGCAGCUUUUUCACUAAACAAUUUUUUUAGAACAGCAAACGAGAGCGGGUAUCACACACACAGACGGGCUGGUAGCAAGUUCAACAUAGAGAUAUUACUCGACUGGACAUGAUGUUAAUUAUACGAACCGCUUCUAUUGCUCCUGUUGGAGUUGGAAUUACAUCGAAAGGAAGAGAGAAUUGCAAUGCAUUUCAAAAUAUUUACAGAAGUCAUCAAAUGUAAAUUGCGAUUUGAGAAAAGCAACGCCACCAGCUGGUUUUCAUGAUGGGAUAAAACAAUUCAACAGCAGUAAUGGUAAUCGAAAAGCGAUAAACUACAAUCCAGAGCAAUUUCCUGCAGCUACGCACUUCAAUCGCUCCGUCGGUCGUAAGCUGCGAGGAUAAAGGGAUCAUUCGCUUCCGCUACAUGAGAACUUCUACCUGAAUGCCGGUCUUUGCGACUGCCGUGUAAAAAAUAGCAAUAUGCCCGUAUGAUACAGCUCCAGUCAAUGCAAAAGACCAAAGUAUCUCGAUGAAGUUUUUAUCACUUCGUUUUGUAGCGACGUAUGAUUUGAAUUUUUCCGCUGCGGCGAUAAAAAGUUCAACAUUAUGCAAGAACCUCCGCGGCAUUUUUAUGCACCAGAACCGACUCUCGUGCGACUCACUGUACGCUCUAGCUUUGAAUUUAAGGGAAAAAAAAGAAACAUUUUUUACAAAGUUAGCACGAAGGAGUGAGCUUAUGUCUUUGCUCCUUGUGUUCCGUAUGAAUUGGUAGUAAAAGACAGAGAUGAAGAAGUUUUAUUUUCCUCCUAGUUGCUGCACUUCCAUUUCCAAUUUAUCGACACGAUUUUAAUACGUCGAUAUGGACGCUUACAAGCAGUGUGUCAUCGCAUUUGCGUCUUUGAAGAUUGAGACUAUGAGGAAAAAGUUUCUCAAGGGAACUUUUCUCGCGCCAUCCCGCGCCCGCUCAUAAGGAGCCUCUUUUAUCGCCUGCGACUGUUGUGCCAGCUUUCGUGUUCUACUCAAUUACUCUAAAACGCUGAAUUAGCGGCAAAGCCGGUAAUCCCUGUGAAUUCCAAAAGCCCACGACUCUCGUGCAUCUAGGCCCGCCGCCCGUGCUUCAAAAUGAAUCUUGGAGCAGAACUACUUUGCAAAUUUGGCAAACGUGCCUUGCUUCGCUUUGUCCAAAUGCAGCAAACAUGUUACGCUGCUCGUCGCCGCGGGCGUGGCUUAUCUAACUUGCCUGCCCCAGGUGACAAGUCUGAAACGCAGCCACCUCAGCGCACAGGCAUCGUAGAGCAGGCGGGCGCGCCCGGGCGUCCGCUGGUGCGCCCCUCGGCGCCGACGUUUUGUCACAGAGUCAGGCCCCAGACACUCCGUUAACCAGACCUCGGGGUACCCAGAGGUUCUGUUUAUCGCGAGCUGUUUUUGGAUUUUUGGGUCUGCAGCCAAAAAUCCAAAAACAUCUCGCGAUAAACACGACCUCUGGGUACCCAUAGGUCUGGUUAACGGAGUGGCGCAGGGUCCAUUCCUGGACACAACGUCGGCCUGGGUGAAGGGGAUAUUGAAUCUACUUAGCACGACCUUUGGCAAUGCAAAGGUCAUGUUAAGCGGUUUUUUUUCCCGGCAGACUCAGGGAGUCCGCGACUCAGGGAGUACUCAUUUGCCCUUGCGCUCCUGUGUCCCUAUUCACGGGUCAGCACAACUUCGAGGCUGUAUGUUUGCAAUAUUAACGUCCGCCGAAUCCCGAUUCAGGAUUCUAGGGAUCGCUUAUCGCUGAGAAAUCGCGUUAAAUGUUGGGCGAGAGAUCGUGGAAAGUUGGAUUCUCACAGAGUGGCCGGGUUUGCCGCUUAUUCCCUUACUCAGAGUAUUUGCGAAAAGAUGAUGGUACGAUGAUUUAUUGGUUGACA